CGGCCUGUGUGGUGCAAAACAUUUACCCUCGUUCUCUUAUCGGCAAUUAACCUGCUUGAUACUUGGCACUCAAAUGUAAACUAUUAGUGUAGGCACAGACCCUAUGUGGCUCAAGGCCUACACAAGUGUAGUAGAGCUAGCUAGCUAUCAGGCAAACCGGGCGUUUGGUCGGAAUGCUAGCUAGUUAGCAUUAGCUCGUCAACAGCAGAGGGAAAAGCCGGGUGGAAAGUCACAGACCAAUUGCGAGCUAACUCGCGGCCAUAUUACGAGGCUAUGGUCGAAAAAAAGCAACAGUCCACGUCGAAAUUGUCAAACAAACGCCAUGCUUCCAGUGUAGUCUGUUACUUGUUGGAUUUGCAGCUGUUGUGCUGACAACUCCAUUAAAAGAACAAAGAGAAAGUGUUUUAAGCUUCCUCAGUGAUGCACUUGGGAUGGCUCCUACGGAAAAGACCACUCCUGGAAAUUUCACAGCACAGAACCCUUCAACUAAACCUGGGCUAGAGGAAAAUUCAGAAGAUAUCUCAAAAUCUACAGAGAGUGGUUACAGCAAUGGGUUCACAGACCCAGCGCUAUCUGAGAAAAACCUUGGUGGUGAGAGCAGAGAUGCGUUCAAAGACCUUGACAGCCACGAGAACGUGAUGCCUAAUGCUGUGGGGAACAAUAAGGCACCAUCAGGCCGAAAGGCCACAGUGGACACAGAGCGUAAUUUGAGCAGCGGACUGGUUCUGGUGGGGACACACCAAGCAAGCAGUGAGCUCACUGAUCUCAGCAGUGGGGAGGGAGUGAUGCUGGAUGGUCAGGAAGCAGGAAAAUCAGCAAGAAAACAAGCUAUCAGAGUAAGUGGAGUCCAAGUGGCUGAAAAUGCUGGUCGAGGCAUCAGUGUUCGUAGAAACGCAAGACCUGGAGGAGAUCAGCUUCUGCAUCAGGUUGAUGGGCUGAAUGGUAUGCUGGCCCCAGGUUGGAGCAGAGAACAGCUGGAUCGGGACAGUUUCGAGGUUGCCAAUGGUAGACCUGCAGCUGGCAACAGCAGAGACGUGGACUAUGACGAAACUAGAGAAUUCACCAGCAUUGAGAUGUAUCCAGCAGUGCCCCCCAGAGCCCUGUAGCACCAGAACCUUCCAGAAGAUCAUAUGCUUCCUCUCCUUAUGAUGUUUACCUGCAUCUCUCUAUCCACUCAACCUGACUAAGGAAACAGCUCCCUGAUAUGUUUAUGUAUUCGCAAUUUUAAGACAAAUGAGAU
Molecule: messenger RNA, 1240 nt
Organism: Myripristis murdjan (pinecone soldierfish)
Lineage: Eukaryota; Metazoa; Chordata; Actinopteri; Holocentriformes; Holocentridae
Exons: 10
Coding region: 432-1106 (224 amino acids)
Source: RefSeq, a predicted model, not a curated record